AUGAUUAGUAUAACGUCCCAAAAUCAUUUUCAUCUGAAAACAAUUUACCAGAUUCAGUUAACCAAAAUUGAGAAGGGAUCCCACAUACAUCCUAAGGCUUGUCUCGAUAGAACCAAAAUGAAUAUCAUCUUUCUUUUGUUCAUUUUUCAAGUCAAAGUGGCAAUUUUUUCCAAAGCUCUUAAACUAGGAAACUUCCUAGUUUGGUCCUCAGGGCCCGGUGAGAGAUAUAGAGCUAUUUAUGUUCACCUCACUGCCGAGUUUGCUAUAAGUUAUACCUCACAAUAUUGUUGUCUGAAGAAAUUCAAGCCCAUAGUUAUGGAUUCUUCCAUAUUCUCUGCUUCAUCAAAACUUCCUUUUUUUCAUGCUUUCUUCCUGUUUUUCAUCUCCUUUUUCUUCUAUCUGAACAUGAUCUCUGGGACUGAAACUCAAUUUAGUUAUAGGCAUCACUGUGAUUCAGUAGUUCAUGAAUCAAAACCAGCUGAAGAGGAGUUCAAUAUCAUCCCAUUCGCUGACCGAUAUUAUAGUGGUGGGGAUAAAUUCCUGAAUCCCAGCUCAAAUCAGUAUUAUCCACCUGUAUCGAAAGUUCUAGUUUUCGAAACUCACCACGUAUAUACAACUGAUGUUGAGGAUGUCUUCAAGGUGAAAGGAAACCUGAUCUUCCAAAGCUCGUAUUACUACGAACGCAGUUUCUCCCAUGGUUGGUCAUUCUAUUCACAUUCAAGUGAUAGUGGAGCUCUGGACUUUGAUUUUCAAGGCUUCUGGUCUAGAACUACCGGAAAGCUUUGCAUGGUGGGAUCAAGCUAUACUUACUCAAAAGAAGGUAAACUGCUUCAUCUUGCAGCUGUUCUUAAGCUUAAUAAUCUUAAGAAUUCCAGUACUAUCAAUACUUUAGUCACUGGAACCAUGGAUAGCUUGUAUCCUGCUGAUGAACCAAAUUACUUUGACCAAAUUUCUCUGCUGAUGUUUCCUCAAGUAAAUUACAACUACACCAUGGUUUCAAAACAAUUUAGUCAAGGUUGUCCGGGGGCGACUGAUGUUCCAGAGGAUUUAUCCCUUAGCUUAUCGCUGACUACAACUAUUUGUGAUAUAAUUUUAGCUGGAGGCAAUGCUUUUGAACUGGAGUAUGCAAGUGGUUGUGAUUCUUCAAAGAGUUGCGGUCCAUUUGGUAAUGGUAUUGGAUAUUUGCCUCAGGUCAUGUCUUUGAGAAUGAUUCAGUGCUCGGAUCAGGAUAUGAAGCUGAAGUUGAGGUUUCUGAUAGAAUUUCCUAACAGUAGCUAUAGAGGGUAUUAUAGCUCUUUCAAUUUCAGCACAUCAUUAGUUGGGGAAGGAUCUUGGGAUGCAAAGAAGAAUCAGCUUUGUAUUGUUGCUUGCCGAAUCUAUGAUGCAUCAAGCUCCUUGGAGAAGUCUCAUGUUGGAGACUGCACAACAAGGUUGAGCUUGAGAUUCCCAGCAGUCUUGUCUAUCAGAAACACAAGUACUGUUGUUGGUGAAAUUUGGAGUGAGAAGCAUAGGAAUGAAUCCGGUUUCUUUGAUAGAAUCGUGAUCCGAAAAACUGACCAUAGUAGUGGGGGAAUUCAACUUCAAGGUUUGAAGUAUGAGUACAUGAAAACUAACAAAGUGAGUAAGUUAUGCCCAAAGAAGAAAACUACAAGGAACAGCGGGGAACAGUACCCAGACGGCUAUUCUGGAGACAUGGGUUUUAGUAUGUCAAUCAUCAAAGGUUCCAAAGGAGGAAUUGGAUGGGGUUCAUCAAAUCCUCUUGCAGUGGGCGAUCAGCCUUAUCAGAGAUUUCCCUUUCUAAGACCAUCCUCAAGCUCAAGGCCUAAAAAUGAUAACGGUAGCUUGCUUAAUAUCAGCUACACAAUGAGCAUCACGCUAUCUAGUUUCAAAUUGGAUACUGGCCUCAAUCCAUUUAACCAAUCUUUGAAUGGAUAUCUAGAAAUCCAAAUAUCUGCAGAAGGAGUUUAUGAUGCUGAAACAGGUAAUCUGUGCAUGGUUGGCUGCAGAGACCUGAGGGCAGAAAACAAGGCAUCUUUAAAGCAUUCAGUGGACUGCGAUAUUCUUGUGAAUAUUCAUUUUCCUCCAUUGAACUCAGACAGGAAAGGAAGUAAGAUCGGGGGAAGCAUUAAGAGCAUGCGGCAAAACACUGACCACUUUCACUUUGGACCUUUGCCCUUUACAGGAAGAGCUUAUUAUGGCAGAUGGGCAAUGGAAUCAAUUUGGAGAAUGGAUGUCGAGAUCAUCAUGUCUGUCAUAUCCAACACUCUUGCAAUUGUCUUUAUAGUACUACAAAUCAUUCACGGGCGGAAGCACCCUGGCGUUUGUCCUUUCAUUUCAUUUCUCAUGCUUGUUAUUCUAGCCCUGGGACACUUAAUCCCUUUAGUUCUAAAUCUUGAAGCAAUGUUCGAUCAAGAUAGUGAAAGAUCUGUCUGGUUUAGAGGAGGAACUUGGCUAGAAAUGAACGAGGUGAUCAUUAGGGUUGUCACAAUGGUGGCAUUUCUGCUUCAUAUCCGUCUUCUGAUGUUCUCAUGGACUGCCAGAUGCUCUAAUGAAAAGAAAAAGGCCUUGUGGAUUGCAGAGAAGAGGGGGCUCUACGUGUGUUUUCCAGUGUACAUAUCCGGGGGUUUAAUCGCUUUCUUCUUGAAGUGGAGGAAGAAUCUAGUUGACACCGGAAGGUAUUCUCCAUACGACAGAGAGCAGAUCUUUUUGGUUGGUUCAAGGGCUUAUGCUGGUUUGAUUCUUGAUGCCUUUCUUUUCCCCCAAAUCCUCUUCAACAUUUUCCAGAACUCAAGGGAACAGGCUCUUUCUCGCUUCUUUUACAUUGGAAUUACCCUUGUUCGCCUUGUACCCCACGGAUAUGAUCUAUACAGGGCACACAAUUAUGUUGAUGUAGAUGACUCAUACAUAUAUGCGGAUCCUUCUGCAGAUUAUUACUCAACUGCUUGGGACUUCAUUAUUCCUGUGUUGGGCCUGUUCUUUGCUGCAAUCAUAUACUUGCAACAGCGCUUUGGUGGUCGUUGUGUCCUUCCAAAGAGAUUCCAAGAAUCAGUGGCAUAUGAGGAGCUUCCCGUGGCUUCAGAAGAGGAAUUCCCACUGAAAUCUAGCACUUAG
This is a messenger RNA of Durio zibethinus, 3111 nucleotides long. The record is from RefSeq and is a predicted model, not a curated record. NCBI's taxonomy places the organism in Eukaryota, Viridiplantae, Streptophyta, Magnoliopsida, Malvales, Malvaceae.